Messenger RNA from Sorex fumeus (smoky shrew), 402 nucleotides. RefSeq names its product metallothionein-2A-like. NCBI's taxonomy places the organism in Eukaryota, Metazoa, Chordata, Mammalia, Eulipotyphla, Soricidae. The record is from RefSeq and is a predicted model, not a curated record. The transcript has 3 exons. Gene Ontology annotation, molecular function: metal ion binding. Bases 104 to 289 code for a protein of 61 amino acids.
AAAAGUGAGUCGGAGAGCCUCAGGUGGCACUACUCUUUCCAAAGCCCAGAGCAUCAUCAGCAUCAUCUGUUCCUUUGCAUCUCGAUCUUCGCGUCACUGCGAAAUGGACCCCAAGAGCUCCUGCUGCACCGGCGGCUCCUGCGCCUGCACCGGUCCCUGCAAGGGCAAAGACUGCAAAUGCAGCUCCAGCGAGAAGAGCUGCUGCUCCUGCUGCCCCAAGGGCUGUGCCAAGUGUGCCCAGGGCUGUGUGUGCAAAGACGCCAAAGACAAGUGCAACUGCUGCACCUGAAACUCUGGGCAUUGGGAGAUGUGCUGCCUGAUACUAAGAAAGUUCGUCUGUGCAGCCUGACCUGUUUGCUGCCGUCUUAAAUAUGUGAAUGUUAAUAAAAGUUACUGAGAUUA